AUGGCACAACUGCGUGAGACCUUUGCAGUCUCCGUCUUGGAAGGCUCUCUGCUUUCGGCGCUCGCCAGCACCAGGGCAGAAUUUGAGCAGACUGCGGGGGCUUUGUUCGCAAAGUUGGAGAAGGGCUUGCAAAGCGCACAAGAGGCAAACCAAAAGGUCCAAGAGGCCAUGGACAACUACCGCCGCUCGUCCAUCCAGGAUCCAAGCCGUCCAACCGGCUGGUUAAGCCAGGAGCACAAGGAGCAUCCGGAUGGCUGGUUGCAAGAGCAUCGGUUGGCUUGCCAAAGGUUGCAAGUUGUGCUGAGCAUUUCCGUUGAUGCCAGGGAUGCGAUGUUUACAGCGGAGGCAGCCGAGGAGCUACUCCUGCAAAGUGCAACUGGCAUUGACGAUGUGAAGACCAAAGUGGAGCUGUUGGCUUUUUGUUCCGCACGUGGCUUGCCAGUCGUGAGUGCAUUGGGCAGCGGAGCUAAAGAUGACCCCACAAAGAUUUGUGUUGCGCAAGGACUGCGGGAUAUCGACAACGAUCCCCUAGCAACCAAGCUCCGGAAGGCUUGCAGCACCCAAGGCAUGGAUUGGAGCCACAUCUCCUUUAUCUACAGCUCACAAAAAGUUCAGCGAGCCUUGCUACCCCUCAGUGAUGAGCAACGCAGCAACCCAGAAGAGUUUGGCAGUGUGGCAAAUUUUCGUCUGCGUGUCAUCCCUGUUCUUGGACCGCAGCCUGCUGCCGCAGGAAUGGCUAUUGCAUCACAGGUUUUAAACCGCCUGGACAACUUGGAGGAAUAUUGGCCUCAGCCUACUCCAGCCCCACGUCGCAAUCUCGUUGAUAAGCUCUUGGACAGCUUCAAGCGCGAUGAGCUGAACGCGUCUGGAGGUCGCAGUUGCCUAGUAGAUGUGACACCAGUGGAGGCGACUUUCAUGGUGCACGAGGUAUGGUUGAGACGGAGUGCUCUAAACCCAGAGUUGGAUGCUUUUGCUGCCACUGGCAUCCGCUUCACUCUCUGCAAGUGGGAUGCACGGAAAUCAGCUACUGCAAACAACCUCAUUUUGGCAACUGUGAAGGAAGCUGAGAAGCAUAGGACUCCUGAAGAUGCUUCCCCGGAGGUCCGAAAGCGAGUCGAGGCCUUGCUUUCAUGGGCGACGACAUGCCUUGAGAAACCACUGACGCUGCCAUGUAAUGAGGAUGAGCAAGCUACAAAACAUGCAGAACAAAACGAGAAUCCGGAGAAUGAGCAUUGGCUCGCCUCUAGACGAGGUGAGUCUCCCACACUGGAUGCCGAAGAGAUGGCUUUAGUCACUGAACAACUUUCUAGAAGCUCAUCAUUCUUAGGUUCUGGUCAAGAAAAAGUGCAGAAGUCUUUUGUGGUGAUCAUUGGCUUGGGAGCUGUUGGUAGUUCAGCUGCCAUCCUGCUCGCCAGAGCAGGGGUAGGAAAGCUGCGCUUGGUAGAUGGGGCAGUUGUGCGCUCGACUGCAGAUCACGCUUUGGCCAAAGCCGCAGAUAUUGGACGCGCAAAAGUUGAUGUUUGUAAGGAGGCAAUCCUCCGUGUGCUUCCACACUUGGAAAUUGAUGCUGUUCACGAAGACCUGAAGAAUUUGGAGAAUUUGCAGGAGAUUGGAGAAAUCAAUGGCAAGAACCCAGACGUCAUUUUGGACUGCCUGAGCAGCACCCAGUACAAGGAACUUUUGGUCAAGUAUGCGUUGGAUCGGAAGAUCCGUCUGGUCUCGGUGGUUACAACUCCAAGACCGGUGCCAGCAGACCCUUCGCGUGUCGUUGUGGCACCUCUUGGGGAAGUUUGGGCUUGCCUGAGUGCUGUGGCGCUACGUUGUCGUCUUAUCGCACGUUAUGACCUUGGAGAGGAUCCCGCAAUGUUCAAGGACAUUGAGGUGGUUCACUCCCAGGAGCCUGGUUUGUGGGCAAGACACCCGCGCCAAAACAGAGGAGUGGAACACCGCCUCCAACUAGGAGCGACGGCAGCUGCUGUGGCCAUCCUGCGUGUGACUGGUGGGAGUGUUUCACAUCAGGUGGAGCCUUGUGGCAUGACCUUGUGGAAGAAGCUAAGAAAUAGCUUGGAGCGUAUGGAAGCAGGUGGCGAUCAUGCACUGGAUUUGCAUGGAAUUGGAUGUCUUGCUGACUACAUUUGGCGUGGCCGCAGUGCAAUCAGCUCCAUUUUUCUGAAGCAUUCGGACAUGGCCCUGACGCGUUGGGAUGUUUCAAAGCCGAUAGGUUUCGCAAAUCUAGUUCUAAUGACUGCAGAAGAAGCACAGCGCCACCGCUCGUUGGCUCGAAGCACUGGCUCUUUGCCGCUGGCUCUACUUGAAGCUCUGAAAGGAGAGGGUGAAAGGGAAGCCUCUAACGAGGCAGUCGCUCUGAUUCGAACGCACAAACUUUUGCAAAGGAUGCAGGAGCAUUUGGAGGAGAGCUUCUCAGGCUCCGAUCUUAGCCGAUCUAAAGCUGCAAGAGAAUGUAGAUCCAAAGCGUGCAGGCUUGCUGCUGACAACACGCUUCCUCGUGGGGAAUCUGCUUGCUGGGGUAGUUUUGCAGCCUUUGCGGGUCUCGUGGGCGAGACUAAAGUUGUCGAGCUUCGCUGUUUGUCUGAGAGCACCUCAUGCAAAAUUCUUGGCAAGGCGGAGUUUCUCAGCCCCGGGGGGUGCCAAAAGGACCGCGUGGCCCGGCAAAUCAUCCACGAAGCGAAAGCUUCUGGAAGUCUUUCGCCUGGAGGUACAAUUGUGGAGGGCACGUCCGGAAGCACUGGCAUUUCGCUCUGCUUGGCAGCAGCAUCGUCAGGCUACAAAGUUCAUGUUGUGAUGCCUGAUGACCAGGCGGAGGAAAAGGCAGAGCUUUUGCGCCGCUUUGGUGCAACAGUUCAAAUGGUGCGUCCCGCAAGCAUUUCGAGCCCUGAGCAUUAUGUGAAUGUCGCUCGAAAGCAUGCAGAGAAGUUAAACGCCGAAAGUGCGAAUUCUGCAAUUUUUGCAAAUCAGUUCGAGAACUCUGCCAACUUUAGAGCUCACUACCAAACCACUGGACCCGAACUUUGGAGUCAAUGCUUCGACUGUACACCACACAAAUCCUUGGAUGCCUUUGUAAUGAGCGCCGGUACUGGAGGUACUUUGGCGGGAGUUGGCCGCUUUCUCAAGGAACAAGACUCCAGCGUCAAAGUGAUUCUGGCGGAUGUUUCUGGCUCUGCUUUGUAUUACAAAGUCCAAAAAGGUGUUCUCUAUGCACCAGAGCAGGAGGAGCGUUCCAUCCGGAGGCACCGACAAGAUACUAUAGCGGAAGGCAUUGGCAACGACCGCCUUACUGCCAACUUUGCUUUAGGCUUAGAAGAACACAAUGGGGGGUUUCAAGUCAUUGAUAGUGCAGUGCGAGUCUCAGACCAAGAGGCUUUGGACAUGGCACAUCACAUUCUUCGACACGAGGGUCUUUUCUUGGGGAGUUCUGCAGCAGUCAAUUGCGUAGCUGCAGUGAAAGUGGCAAGGAUGCUGCCGAAAGGUAGCACCAUAGCUACCAUCCUUUGCGACAGUGGGCAACGGCACCUGACCAAAUUCUACAACAGCGCGGCAUGGACAGAGUAUGGCCUGAACCCACCAGGCCAACGUUGCUCGCUGGAUUUGUCCUUUGUCAGCUGA
Durusdinium trenchii is the source of this 3624-nucleotide messenger RNA. The record is from the annotation of a GenBank genome assembly. Lineage: Eukaryota; Dinophyceae; Suessiales; Symbiodiniaceae.